AUGUCACACCAACAAGAUGAAGAAGAAGAUAUUUGGGGCAAUAUCUUGCGAGAGUCUGCCAACAAGACAAACUACUUUGAAACAAAGAAUGUUGUUAUGAUGGGAGAUAGAACUUCAGGAUCAUCAUCAUUACUUUCAAAGUUUCAACCAAUAUCGGAUGUAGAAAAAGCAAAAGGAAUUGCAUUGAGUUAUACGUUUACAGAUGUAUUUGAAGAUGAUAGUAGCGAAGAUCCUAUUGCUCGAACCAACUUUUGGACAUUGGAAGGUGAGACUGAACACAAUGAACUUCUCAAAUUUGCACUAAAUAGCGAUAAUAUUGCCAACUCUAUGGUUGUCAUUACAUUGGACUUUUCACAACCAUGGAAUAUUGUCGAUUCACUCAAACGAUGGUUACACAUCUUGGAGGAACACAUCAAAACCAUUGCCACAUCAUCAAACAACAAAGGUCUCUUUGGAUCACUCCAAGAUAAACUUUUGAUUAAAUGGCAUGAUUAUGUUGAACCAUCACAAUCUUUAACCGCUGCUGCUGCUAAUACUACCAACAACAAUAAUAAUAAUCCAUUACUUUCAAAUGCUCAAAAGAAAAAGAAAAGAAAAAUCAACUCUACCAUUGAAGAUACAAGUGUAUUACCACCAUUGGGAGAAAAUAUUUUAACAAAGAAUCUUGGCGUACCAAUUUUGGUUGUUUGUUGCAAGAGUGAUUCAGUUGUCAUGUUGGAAAAGGACUUUUCUUUCAAAGAUGAUUUAUUCGAUUAUAUUCAACAAUAUCUUAGAAGAAUAUGUUUACAAUAUGGAGCAGGAUUAAUUUAUACAUCAGCAAGAAAAGAGAUUAAUUGCGAUGUUGCUUUGGAAUAUAUUGAAAAUAUUUUAUUUGGAUUUGAAUUAAAGAGUAGAACACAACUUUUGGAAAAGGACCAAAUAUUCGUGCCAUCUGGUUGGGACACUCUUGCCAAGAUCACACUCGAUUUCGACAAUCAAAAAGUUUGUCGUGACGUUGAAGAGUUGUAUGAAAAUGUUGUAAAAAAGCCAAGUAUUAUAAAAAGAAGAGAAAUGAAUCAAGCAUCAGCAGUAUUGGCAGAAGAUGAUCAAGAAUUUUUAAACAAAAUUAAGAAUUCAUUGGAUCAAGAAUCACCAAUGCAAAGUAAAUCAAGUAAUCCAGCUGGAGCAGGAUCAGAUGGCAAUACACCAGAGACACCAAAGGUGGUUGAAACAUCAUCGCCACCCAAUUUGCGUUCGAGUACCACUAGCACAUCAUCGUCGUCGACAUCGUCACCAUCGACUGCUGCCACUGGAGCAGCUCCAAGUGCCGAAAAGGCAGUUCUCGCCAAUUUCUUUACAAGUCUCAUGUCCAAGGACAAGUUAACCAACAGAAGCGCAUCCAAGGAUUUAAAGGCCUCUCUCACCAGUCCACCAACAUCAAACGUUCGAGCAGACGCCCAAAAAGAAUUGGAAAAAAUUAAACAAAACAAAAAGUAA
Molecule: messenger RNA, 1476 nt
Organism: Cavenderia fasciculata
Lineage: Eukaryota; Evosea; Eumycetozoa; Acytosteliales; Cavenderiaceae
Gene: dync1li1
Product: dynein light intermediate chain
Exons: 5
Coding region: 1-1476 (491 amino acids)
Biological process (GO): microtubule-based movement; microtubule cytoskeleton organization
Cellular component (GO): cytoplasmic dynein complex; centrosome
Molecular function (GO): dynein heavy chain binding
Source: RefSeq, a predicted model, not a curated record